Molecule: messenger RNA, 1812 nt
Organism: Urocitellus parryii (Arctic ground squirrel)
Lineage: Eukaryota; Metazoa; Chordata; Mammalia; Rodentia; Sciuridae
Gene: Tex13d
Product: TEX13 family member D
Molecular function (GO): mRNA binding
Source: RefSeq, a predicted model, not a curated record
AUGGCGGUGGAAUUUGGCGACCACGCCAGUGGCUUUCGCCACAAUGAGGUGGUCCGGUUCAUUAAUAAUGAAGUUCUCAUGAAUGGUGGUGGCCCGGAGUUCUACAUGGCCUUUCGCUCUCGUCCCUGGAACGAGGUGGAGGACCGGCUUCGCUCUGUGGUGGUGGACCCGCAGGUGCCUCGUGCCCUCAAGAGGGCUUGCACUUGGAGCGCCCUGGCCCUGGGCGUGCGAGUGGUGGCCAGGCUGCGGGAGCAGCAGGGGCGUCGGGUCCGUAGGCUGCAGGAUCAGGUGGAGGAGCGCGAGGCAACUUGCUGGGCGCUGGCUUCCGAGUUGCAGCGGCUGCGUGAGGAGCGUGAUGAGGUGGUUACACAGUUGCUCUUCACCCGAUCUGCCUUGCAACAGGCAGUGAAUGAAAGUGAUAUGCUGCGUGGGAGGCUGUUUCAGGUUGAAGGGGUGGCACAGGUUGCCCCCCCAGCCCAUGAUAUAGUCCCUAGUCUGAGAGCCAAUCAACCAGGGCCUGCAGUUUGGCCCCAGAAUGCAGACCAGCAACAAGAAGUGGGAGCCGUAGGGAGAAAUGACAGGCUGUAUUUCGAGGCUCCAACACCAGCCCCGACAGCUGUCCUUUAUAUGCCAGGACCCCCGACUCCUUGGGCCUCGCCUGUGCAACCCCCUGUGCAAGUCCCAGUGCCACAGUCAGUCCCAAUCCCACCACCAUUACCAGUGGGAUUCCCGUACUUGCCACCUCCACCACCUGCAGGAGUCAUGGAAGCAGAAGCAGGAGUAGUCCCACUUCAGAUGCCACCUGUGGGGUUCUGUCCACCUGGCUCCUGGGUUGCAGGGAACUUCCAGAAUGAGACAAUCCCUCUGUGGGACCAGAGAUACUAUGUCCAGGCUGAAGGUCCUGUGAACCUUCAGGGGUCUGUCCUAGGGGACAACAGAAGCCUCAGCCAGGAAGGUCUAGAGAAACCCCAGGUGAUGGCUUCCCUAGUUAACAUGGAGACCUGUGGCCAAGAAGUAGGUCCACAGAGGUCCCAGGGAAUGCUCCCCCCUGAGGACAGUGUGUGUCAUAUCCAACAGGAAGAACCAGAACAGUCUCAAGGGAUGACUUCCCUAGUUGACAUAGGGAGUCACAUCAAGGAAGAAGGUCCAGAAAUACCCCAGGGGAUGGUCUCCCUGGGAGACACAGGGACCCAUAGCGAAGAAGAAGGUCUACAGAGUGUUCAGGGGAUGGUCUCCUUGGUUGACCUGGGUAACCACAGCCAGGAAGAGAGUCCACAGAUGCCCCAGGUAACACACCUACUUGAAGAAAGUGGGCACCAUAGCCAAGAAGAAGUUCAUCAGAGGCCUGAGGGAAUGUAUUCCCUGGAGCACAGCAGAAGCCACUGCCAGGAAGAAGGUCCAGAGAGGGCCCAGGGAAUGGCACCCCUUGAGUUCAGUGGGAGCAACAGCCAGGAAGAAGAACAUUUACAGAGAGCUCUGGGGAUAACUUUCUCAGGGUUGAACAGAAGUCAUGAUCUGGAAGAAGGUGCAGAGAGGCCCCAGACAACCCCUGUGUGGGAGAGCUGGAGUCAAGCUGUGAGAGAAAGCCCAAAGAAACAGCAGCCUCAGUGGCAGAAGGCCAAGCAACCACAAGGGAAAAGAACACUGGGUUCCCAGCAUCAGGAGAAGUAUGCCUCAUGCUACAAUCAAGAGAAUUGGGUCUGCCUAUGUUGUAAAGCCAUGAAUUUUUCAUGGCGCACAGCUUGUUACAAAUGCAAGAAAGCCUCUGUGCCAGUUGAGGGUGGAGGUGUCAACACAGGACAAACUCACUGA